UGGCCACCACUAGUAUUAAUAUCUUGAGUAUUUAGUAGUCGAGGCGCGCAUAUCCGACUCCUUGCCAUCGACAAUGAACUGAUUAAUGCAGUUUGUUCAUCGAUUAUUUACUCGCUCUCGGCCCAUGAUGGCGCAACUCCAGCAACUUUUCACCGAGGCAGCCCAGCCGCUGCCCCCCAUCUCGGACCCCAGCUUCGGCUCGCAUUUUGAUGACUUCGGAAAUUACAAGGUCGUGCUACUAGGUGACGGUAGCCAUGGCACGUCGGAAUUCUACGCCGCGCGCGCGGAGAUAACCAAGCGGCUCAUCGAGCAGCAUGGCUACACGAUGGUGGCCCUCGAGGCGGACUGGCCCGACGCUGAGGCCAUCGAUCGCUACGUCCGCCAGCGUCCCGGCCCUAAGGCGGGCAUUGGUGGCAAGGCUCGCGACCUCGAGCCCUUCAAACGGUUUCCCACCUGGAUGUGGCGCAACCGCGAGAUGCAGGAUCUCGUCGAGUGGAUGCGCGACCGCAAUUCCAAACUGCCCGACGAGAAGAAGGCCGGGAUCUACGGCUUGGAUCUCUACAGCAUGGGCGCGUCCAUCCGCGCCGUAAUCGAUUACCUGGACCGCGUGGAUCCAGCCGCGGGCAAGGAGGCUCGCCGCCGGUACGGCUGCCUCCAGCCCUGGGUGGACGAACCCUCCGCGUACGGGCUGGCCUCGCUCCGCGGGAUGGAGGACUGCGAGCGCGGGGUGCUGCAGAUGCUGCGCGACCUGCUGGACAAGCGGCUGCAAUACGCGCAGCACGAUGUGCGCGACGGGGAGGAGUUCCACAGCGGCGAGCAGAACGCGUUUGUCGUCCGCGACGCGGAGCGCUACUACAAGGCCAUGUACUACAGUUCCGCCUCCUCGUGGACACUGCGCGACACGCACAUGUUCGACACUCUGCGACGGCUGUUCCGGCACAAGCCCGCUGACGCCAAGGCCAUCGUCUGGGCGCACAACUCGCACUGCGGCGAUGCGCGCUAUACCAGCAUGGGCACGCGCCGCAAAGAGGUCAAUAUCGGUCAGUUGAUCCGAGAGAAUUUUGGCCGCGAGAAUGUCGCAAUCCUCGGAUGUGGCACGCAUACUGGCACCGUGGCCGCCGCCCACGAAUGGGACGAGGAUAUGCAGGUAAUGAAGGUGCGGCCGUCUCGUGAUGAUAGCUGGGAGAUCAUCGCCCACGAUACGGGAAUCCCCAACUUUGUGAUUGAUCUGCGCAAGGAACACCUCGAUCCUGCUUUGCGUACGGCGAUGGCCGCUGAAAAUAUGCGCCUGGAGCGGUUCAUUGGGGUCAUCUAUCGUCCGGACACGGAGCGUGCCUCGCACUACUCGCAGGCGUAUCUCCACAACCAAUUUGAUGCGUAUAUCUGGUUCGACGUUACUGAAGCCGUCAAGCCACUGGAGAAGGUGCAACCAAAGACUCCUUUGGGACAGGAGGAGACCUAUCCAUUUGGCUUAUAGUGUGUAUUUACCAAAGGUAACCAGACUGUCUGUUAGUACUGUUUUUUAGUGAUCCAAAGGGGAACAAUUUAAUCAGAAGAUAGUCAGAAGAGAACAAUAUCCGCAAGUACAGAUUAUGAUCGACUGACUCUUGCAUCAUGUCAUGCUAUGAUAGCUG
This is a messenger RNA of Aspergillus novofumigatus IBT 16806, 1634 nucleotides long. RefSeq names its product putative erythromycin esterase. Bases 128 to 1477 code for a protein of 449 amino acids. The transcript has a single exon. Gene Ontology annotation, biological process: response to antibiotic. Lineage: Eukaryota; Fungi; Ascomycota; Eurotiomycetes; Eurotiales; Aspergillaceae. The record is from RefSeq and is a predicted model, not a curated record.